GAGGCAGUGACGUCACCGGGGCUGUUUCUCGCUCCCUUCCUGCUGCAUCACAACAGCUCGAGUAGCAAUAGUGACCGGGGUGACAGGAAAUUCACAGCCAAUUCAUUGAUAGAAUAACUCUGUUGACGUUGCAGCACUCAACAACAUCCUAACACGGGGUUAACGGACAGGAACUGGUUGCAGUGCGAAAACAACGCUUCAGCUGUUGGGAUAUGGCCAGGCCGGAACAGGUUCUGCUCUUGGAGCCUCAGCACGAACUGAAAUUCCGAGGUCCAUUCUCAGACGUGGUCACCACAAAUCUCAAGCUCUCCAACCCUACAGACAGGAAUGUGUGUUUCAAGGUGAAGACGACAGCGCCGCGUCGGUACUGUGUGCGGCCAAACAGUGGAAUCAUCGAUGCGGGCACCUCAAUCAAUGUCUCAGUUAUGCUGCAGCCUUUUGACUACGAUCCCAAUGAGAAGAGCAAACACAAGUUCAUGGUCCAGUCCGUGCUAGCACCUCCUGACAUGACCGACAUGGAGGGAGUGUGGAAGGAGGCUAAGCCAGAUGAGCUAAUGGAUUCCAAGCUGAGGUGUGUUUUUGACAUGCCAGUGGAGAACGAAAAAACGCAUGACAUGGAGUCCAACAAGAUGAUGUCAUCCAGCUUGCUGAAGUCAGACUCCUCCACGCUGCCUGUGAAGUCAAUGAGCUCCACCCUUGAUGAUGGGGAGGUAAAGAAAAUCAUGGAGGAAUGUAAGAGGCUGCAGAUGGAGGCUCAGAGGCUACGGGAAGAAAACAAACAGAUCAGGGAGGAUGAUGGUCUGCGGAUGAGGAAGAGUAACGUGAUGUCAUCUCAGCACUCAUCCAUUGGCAUGAAGAAAGAUGAGGGGUUGAGUGCCCGCACAAUGCUCAUCAUCGUGCUCUUCUUUGUGGUGGGCGUCAUCGUGGGCAAGUUGGUCUUGUAGAUGGCAGCGAAUUUUGGUCGGCCGCAGCAUGCUUUCAGGGGGAUGAAAACAAACACAGGAUCUUGGAUUUUGGAUCAGAGAUGCCAUAUCCGCUGGGUGGGGGGGGGGGGGGGGGGGGGGGGAGGAGUUUUGAUUCAGUCUCAUUUAUGUAAAAAAUUUCAAAGGUAAUGUAUGAGAAAAUAAAGAGGAAAAAACGAUUCAUCAUCUUAUCAACAAACCUACUGUUACAGGUCUUGCCUCUACGUAAUCAUCACAUAAUCAUGCUGGCCCUCUUUCCCAAAGUUUUAUGCAUACUGUGGCUGGUUAUGUGGGGUGGGGGGCAGUGGAAUCAUGAUUUAAUGCUAGUGAUCCAGACCAAUUUUCUAACACCGGCGAGGUAGUGUUGGUGCGACUGAGUCAGUUCGCAAUUGUGUGAAUGUCAUUUUAGUGUAUUGUUUCUAUUUCCUGAUGACAGAGGCCAGAGCCUAUGUAUAUGUAAUCCCCCCCCCCACUGUACAGUAUAUCCAGGUGUUCCUUCCAGCUAAGCCCCCUUUAAGGAGGGGAUUUACCAGAGAGAUAAUUCACACAGUCGGGGUUACACAGAGGGCUAUCAAACUGACUCUUGCAAUCACAGGCUUUGUAAAAUUGGAAUGUCUUUGAUUAUAGAACAACCUCUAUCAGUGUAUGAAACACUAUACCAUAGGUAUUUCCUUUCUUCGUGUUGUUUUUAUUUUCACUUUACCUUACUCCCGUCACCUGUCACUCAGUGCUCACCACGUUCCCAGUUGUCAGAGGGGGAUGUUUGAUUGCAUGCGUUCACACACAGAGUGUUGCAUCUGGAUUUUUGAAUCUAAUUUAAUUGCUUUUAUAACGGUGAUUAUAAUAUGUAAUUUGGUUGUAGGUUUGCACAACUACAUUUUCAGAUUUUCUUUUUCUUUCUCUCUUUUGUGUUUUGUUGCAGUUUUAUAAAUUAAAGUAAUUUUGUUGUUAAAGGUUGAAGCAUUUAGAAAUAUAGCAGCUACCAGGAAUGUGCUCCAUAUUUGUAGGAUUAGAUCAUUUUUGUAAAUGUCAUCCAGAUGAAAGGCUUGCCUUGUGACCUAUUUGUGCAAGUUAUUCUCAGGCCAAGAUUGAGGUGUGUGUGUAUAUAUAUAUAUAUAUAUAUAUAUAUAUAUAUAUAUAUAUAUAUAUAUAUAUAUAAAAAACACACACACACACACACACACACACACACACACAAAGCAUAUACACAUAGUGAAAAACCACAAAUGGACAGGAGUUGCAUGUAGAGGCAACUGGAUAUGUGUUUCCCUUACAACAUUAACAACACCAAGGUUCCUGUUAAGGUGUCCCCACAUAGGGACCUUGGUCUUUUCCAGCGCUUCUUUGCUCAUAUUUUCCCUUCUGAGCCAUACAUUUUAAGUUCUGUUUUGUUUGAGGCAAAUGUAUGUCAGAGUGUUUCAAGCUGCCUGCUCCAGCUCUCUGCUGCUGGUGAGUUUUGUUGGUGUUUUUUUGUCCUCCACUACAGGCCUGUGUUCAGUUUUUUUGUGUUUGUUUAGCAUUUAUCCGUUGCUUAUUAAUGUUAUAUCUUCACUGCAAUUGAAGUUAAUUUUGAAUGCACUAAGAAUAAGACUGUCUCUCCUUUUAAUCUUCCUGCUGCAUACAACAGUUGUUCUUUUCUCAAGCAAGGGGGGGGGGGGCAUACAGCCUAUCUUAUAUCCUUGAGGGGACCACCUGAUGACAUUGUACUGUUCCAGAGCUGAUGGUUAUUUUUUGGUCAAAAAUAAACUAAAACAUAAUCUCAAAUUGUUUCAUCUCCAAAUUUGCUUGAGGGGAAAAAAGCAGUGGAGAGUGUCAUUCUAUUUUGAAAUAUUUGAAGGAAAAAGAGCAGUUCAUAUUUUUAUCCUACUGUAUCCACAUAAGAUGCAGAAGUGCAUUACCCUUUGUUAAACUGAAAGGAAAAAUGACAAAAUUCCCAAAAAUUCUUUUCAUGUUAAGUAGAGUGGAAGAUGAUGGAUAGGAAUGGCGGUAAGAAAUUAAAAAAUACAUGAGCUUGUGUUUCUACUGUAACUCUGUAAAAUUGUUGGGUUGAGGAUGACUUGCUGCUUAGAGGGAGGGCAGAGCAGACCGGAGCUACAGUCCCAUCUUGGGUUAUCAGACCUGGGUCAAAUAGCACUUGCAGAAAAUUAUUCUUGUUCAGUGAGUUUUGGUUGGAGUACAUUUUACACACACAAAAAAAUAAUAAAUAUAAAUAUAUAUAUAUAUAUACCCGAAUAUACUGUUAUGUGAUUCAUAAUUCACCAAUGUCUUGCUCUGACGCAAUAAUCUCCACCAAUGUGGUACUCCAAGUAGGACUAAACAAACAAUAAUAAUUACAUGUGACUACUAAUUGAUCCAGGCCCGGUUGUAAAAUGCACUACACUGACCUGUUCUGGAGUCUGACCGUCACCGUGAUCAAUGUAAGCAGUCGGCAUACUGUUUUGUAUGUAUAUAAAUAAAUAAAUAAGUCUAUCUGAGAAGAUUAAUAUUCCUAGUUCAAGUAGUCUAUCUGGUGUAUAAAAACAACCCAACCUGGUUGGACUAUGUAGCAUCUUAAUAAAUUAAAUGAAUAAAGCACCUA
Molecule: messenger RNA, 3540 nt
Organism: Etheostoma spectabile (orangethroat darter)
Lineage: Eukaryota; Metazoa; Chordata; Actinopteri; Perciformes; Percidae
Product: vesicle-associated membrane protein-associated protein B/C
Exons: 6
Coding region: 213-944 (243 amino acids)
Biological process (GO): endoplasmic reticulum membrane organization
Cellular component (GO): plasma membrane; endoplasmic reticulum membrane
Molecular function (GO): FFAT motif binding
Source: RefSeq, a predicted model, not a curated record